GUUCUGUUUGCGCCACAGUUAAGUGGUGUUACGUUCCUCUGCGACGGAUAGUUUUCUCUGUUGUGAGAACCGCGGCUAAACAUAUUGUCACACUUCAGGUCGGGAACAAGAAGUGCUUCUGUAACAGCCAUGACUAUUCCACGUGUCCUCAUCCUGCUUUCAAUCACAGUUGCAGCAACAUCGCGACACCUCCAGAAGAGAGACUGGGUUCCUCCCAGAGACUGGGCCCGGUGUGCAGUGCUUGAGCAGCAGGCGCUGAACAACCUCACCGUUAUCAGAGAAAUAAUGCAACGCGACGGUCUGAACACUUUGGUUACCAAUGGCACUUUGAAUCUCGACUGCUCAUCGGCGACACUGGAAGGAAACAGAGCAUUGGGUGAUGACGUUUGGGGCAUGUGCAUGAGUAGUACGGACCAGGAUGUUUCCAUCUUCACCAGCGUCUACAGCCACAUCUGCAACAACCAACAAGCCUUCAUCCAGUCGGAGGCCUGUCUGAGCAGCGGUGCCCCAGUAGCGGCGAGACGUAGUUGUCACAUCGACACCACAGAUUAUGAAAGAAGAUGCCGUGAAGAGCCUGUCUGUAUUGAAAACAGUCUCCGUGGGAGAAAUGGGUGUUCCAAACGAAUAGCAUCUAUUCUACGACGCAUGGCUGCCCUUGACUUCAGCGUCAUCAUGGGCGACGACUGUAUUUACCGAGCAUUCUGAAUUACGGUUGGUUCCUGCUUUCUGAAAACGUCCCGGUUGCCUUGCAAGAGGUGUCAGAACACGCGGACAGCCUCGAUGAACACACGUUAACCCGGAACAUUGAAAUUGGAGUAUAACAUAUAUGCACCUGUUACCGAUAUUUUCCUCCUUUUCAAAAUAAAACGAUUUCCCCCAACUAUA
Messenger RNA from Haliotis rubra (blacklip abalone), 885 nucleotides. RefSeq lists its product as uncharacterized. The transcript has 6 exons. The record is from RefSeq and is a predicted model, not a curated record. Lineage: Eukaryota; Metazoa; Mollusca; Gastropoda; Lepetellida; Haliotidae. Bases 130 to 705 code for a protein of 191 amino acids.